Messenger RNA from Schizophyllum commune H4-8, 1143 nucleotides. RefSeq lists its product as uncharacterized. Lineage: Eukaryota; Fungi; Basidiomycota; Agaricomycetes; Agaricales; Schizophyllaceae. Bases 1 to 1143 code for a protein of 380 amino acids. The record is from RefSeq and is a predicted model, not a curated record. The transcript is spliced from 5 exons.
AUGUACCGGUUCCUUCCUGCCUUCACCCGCGACACCUAUCGUUCCCUCCUUCUCCGUCUUGCGUGCAGCGCGCGAAUUCCCCUCCUUCUCCUUGUCCUCUACACCUCUAUCGUCUACUACGCGUACACGCUCUAUACCCGCCGCUCUCGCGUCAACAUGGCGAAGAUUCCUGCCCCAAAGCUCGGUCACCAUCACCACCACAAGCCUCAAGAGCACGGUGCUCCCAAGCCGUACAGGCGAGGUCUCAGCGUCGCGGAUAGGUCUAUCGUCCUCUGCGCCACCAGCGCCUCCACCCGUACUCGAAAACUCACCCGCGUCGAGCAAGCGCGGAUCCGCUUCGCCCAUAGCCGCGGUCUGAGUAAGACCUUUCUCGCCCGGCGUCUCGCCACCACGAACGACGUGGUCCUCCGCAUCCUCGAGCGCAAGUACGAUCGGCACUCGUCGACGGCGCUCCGCGGAAAGAAGCUGGACGCCGAGGACCGUCAGCUGUGCGGCGAGGACUUCGUCGCUGAAGUCGAAAAAGAGCGCAAGCUCCAAAAGCUGCAACGCGAAGGGAGGGCGCCGUUGACUCGCACCGUCUCCGGCGACUGGAGAAUCUCGACUUCGGCACCAAGCACUCCCUCUUCGAGCCAGCAGCACGCCUCGAGUGCGUCUCGGCGCGCAGGUCCCGGUACCACUCAACGAGCCGCUGCUCCCAAGCCCUCUCGCUACGCGACGCCUGAGAUAGAGUCUUCUUCAGAGGAGGAAGAUGAGGGCUCAGCGUACGAGCCGAGCGAGACGGAGGAGACCGCGGCGACGACGCCCGACUUCGAGAUGGAGGCCAUCGAUGAGGACUCCAAGGACGAUGUGCGACAGGUUGAUGAGGUCCUCGCCAACACCCAGACCCACCCUACCAUCACAACGGCGUGGAUUCUCGAGCGUGCCGGCCUCUCCGACCGUCAGGAUAUCAUCGCGCAGAUGGCAUACAUGGGCUUCACCGACAAGCACGCCGUCCUUCUCGCGCAGCAGACCGAGGAGCAGCGCAAGUUCGCCAUCGCCUCGAUCUUUCCUCCCGAGCGCUUCGGGGAGCAGUUUAGCUUCGCCCUCGCCAUGUUCGACCAAGCAUUGAUGGCGGCGCGCGAUGAGCUUCAGCGCGGGACUUGA